Messenger RNA from Peniophora sp. CBMAI 1063, 951 nucleotides. Lineage: Eukaryota; Fungi; Basidiomycota; Agaricomycetes; Russulales; Peniophoraceae. The record is from the annotation of a GenBank genome assembly.
AUGUGGGGCUCCUCUACGAAGAACCAGAGGAUUGAGCGGCUAUGGCUGGACGUUGGUAUUCAGUACGCGCGUCGCUGGCGGGCCUUCUUCUUGCGCCUUGAGCGUCUCCACGGCCUUGACCGUAAGAAUCCGCACCAUAUCUGGCUCUUGCAUGCUCUCUUCCUUGAUGCCGUCAAUCAAGACUGUGCAACAUUCCAGGAGGAGUGGAACCGUCACCCUAUCCGGACGGAAAGCAGUCAAACGCCUCUUCAAAUGCGCUUCGCUUCAGUUGUGGAGAAUGGUGUCUAUACCUCUCCUUCACUCGAUCUACAUGCCGAUGUCCAUCCUGAGAUUCUCCAGCGCUAUCACGGAGUUACCCGUCUUCGCCGUGGUGAAUCGACAGUCACUGCCGCGGAUAGUGACUCUGGUGACUCAUCUGACGAUGACUCGUCUGAUGAAGAGGAUGGACCGGUCAUUCCUGAGCCUGCACAGGCACAGGAUAUAGCGGAUGCAGCACAAGGUGAUGUUGAUGCACUCGACAUUGAAACAUUAGUUGAGGCUUUCAAUGGGGACGCCAUCACUGGUGAUGUGGCCGAGGUUGCUCGCCAUAUUGGCUCUGACCAGCAGGCCAAUAUACGUCAUGAUCCUAUUGAUGUCCCGGAUAAGCGCUGCCCAUUCGCGUCGAUAGAGGAGGAGACUGUAUUUUGGGAGGAGCUGUCUGCGAGGGAGGAGCGGGGGGAGAUACCUGGUGAUAUGAUGGUCACUCAGGCUGAAUGGCUUCAGCGCGCUUUGGAGGAAGAGCUGGAUGAGGAUGAUGAAGAUGCUGUUUAUCCGACAAUGGAAAACAUUCGCGUUGGCAGAGCGCGCAAGGAGUACAAGAUUAUGUUGCCUUUGGAGAUCUGGUUUCCUCGUGCUUUGAAGUGGGCCCGUGCUGUGACUCUCAUGAAUGAGAUACUGUUGGUAGACAACUAG